UGCGCACAUUUAUCAUAUCGCCUCAUUAGAUAAAUUGCGAAUGCGAACAAAAAACAAAGCCCUGGCUCGACACUGGUUUUGUCGCCUUAUCAGCUAAUGAUUACAAAGCAAAUAUGUGCGUUCCCCGUUGUCAGCCCCGAGUCUGACCCAUGCCCGGAUGUCCUAUCAAUUCGGUGGCCAGUAGUUCAGGUUAGUCGGCUCUGUCAGUUCGUCAGAGAACGGCUGUCUUCGAGAAGUUUUUCAAUUCCAAUCAGGAAUUAACACCCGAGUUCAACAUGGCCCCUGCCAUAAACGCGACGGUCAGCACCCCUUUUGACUCCACCACGGUGGCGAACGGAACACUUAACACCACUGGAAGUACGAAUUCGGGUUGGGAAUACGUUAACACCACUCCCGUCACAAUUUGGAUCAACGGUGGCGGCUACGAUCCAUACAUGUUCUUUUACCCCAGCUAUGUCAUUUACAUUGUGCUGGUCUUCCUCUUCGUCAUCGCCUUUCCUCUGGCCAUGAUUAUGAGCGCCAAACGCAAGCGAGAGGCCAAUGCGCGGAAUCUCGCCCAGCAGAGACAACGAGCCCGUCGCCAAAUGGAGAUCAAUGUGACGAACAAUUGCAACGGCGGCUCCGGAGGAGUCGGAAACGUGUGCUCAAACAGCCAGGACGAAGUCAGUGUGUUGCCCAAGACCUUGGAUUUGCCGCCCACGUACGACGAGGCCGCUUUUAGCGAGCGAAAGCAGGACAGCACACUGACCAUAGCCACCACCUUGGAAGCGAGCAAUCCCAAUUUGGCGGUUGGAAUUAACGAACCACCGCCGGUUUACGAGGCGAAUGUGGCCACAACUACCACGUCCACCACCACCACCGUAUUUUUGGUCAACGGUCAACCACCGGUGGUGUAACUAAGCAUUGGGCUUCUGAGAAAAAGUAAAUUUAUUAUUAUUUAUACACUAAACAAGACACUGUACAGCUUUGUCUUUGUAAAUAAACUCUGCGCCUCGACAACUCUUUAAUUUUGCAUAAAUUAUAAAACCCAUUGGGGUAAAUAAAUAAACAAACGUAUUCUGCAUAUUAUUAAAGUUUUCUAGUCAAAAACUUAGCUUAGCAUAGAUGAAUUUCGUAAUUUUGCAGGAUUUUAUGAUAUGCAUAUGAAAACACUUUUCUGGUCGAAAACUAUGAUAUGCAAAUAAAAUGAGUAAACGAUGCGUAAUAAGUCUUGAGUAUUGAAAAUAAUAUCAAGAACCAAAUCCGCAACCAAACUAAACGAAAAC
Messenger RNA from Drosophila simulans, 1265 nucleotides. RefSeq lists its product as uncharacterized. The record is from RefSeq and is a predicted model, not a curated record. Bases 276 to 896 code for a protein of 206 amino acids. NCBI's taxonomy places the organism in Eukaryota, Metazoa, Arthropoda, Insecta, Diptera, Drosophilidae. The transcript has 3 exons.